UGUUCGAAGGGGGAAGGACAAAGGGGGUAGAUAACGCAUCAGAAGUUUGCAUGUGCUGCUUGACCUACAUGUUGUUUAGCACCUGCACCCUAAUCCACAGGAGCCCUGACACUCAAAACGGCGAGCGCAGAAAACAGUGCCUUCUCCCCAAGACCACCUUUCAGCCCAGCUUGAGACUCACAACGGGAAACCUCAUCUUGUGCAAGAACAUUAAGUUCUUCCUCAUUUCGCACAGAGGAAGUGUGUGGCUUGUGUGUAGCAAGCUCUGUGUCGUUACACAGCCAGCUGAGUUUCCCCAAAGUGUCAUUUUUUUGGACCGCCGGGCACAUUAGAACACUAUCUACAUCUCCUGACGCAUUUCCACCCAACCCGAAAGCUGGAUCUCCCUGGCGAAAAGAAAAAGGGGACGUGAUGCUUGGAGUCUGAACGCGAGCACUGACGUUUGCACCUCAAAGGAAGGAAAAAAAGAACGAUGGGAAACACAGCGAGAACGAUGAAAGCCACACCUGAGAUAAACAGCACACCCUGGCAAUCUGGCCAAAGAAGUGAUUUUCUUGCUGUUCUUGAUGAUUAUCCGACGCCAGAUAUAAGCCCGCCUAUAUUUCAAGUCGGAGAAAAACUACGUGUCAUAUCGGAUGAAGGAGGCUGGUGGAGAGCCCGUUCCCUCACUACAGGUCAUGAAAGUUAUAUCCCAGAAAAAUAUGUAGCAAAAGUUUACCACGGCUGGUUAUUUGAAGGCUUAGGAAGAGAAAAAGCUGAAGAGCUGCUGCUGCUUCCCAAUACGAAGAUUGGUUCGUUCAUGAUUCGGAAGAGUGAAACAACAAAAGGCUCCUAUUCCUUGUCAGUCCGUCAUGCACACGUGAAACAUUAUAGAAUCUGCCGCCUGCCAAAUAACUGGUAUUAUAUCUCUCCCGGGCAUACGUUUCAGUGUCUUGAGGACCUUGUGAAUCACUACUCUGAGGUAGCCGAUGGCCUCUGCUGUGUACUCUCAAAUCCCUGCCUCACUCAGCACACUAUCAGCAACGAAGGACGGAUCCAGGACCCCCCUGUGGUGAUGCGCAACAAGACCUUCAGGUGGAAAGAUAAGCAGAGAUCAAAGGAAGAUGACGAUGAAAUUGUAGACAUGCUUGGAAUGGAGGACUCUGGCCUCAGCUACGGGCUCCGGAAUAGCAUCGCCUCAUAUCUCGCUCUUACUGGAGAAAAUGACUCCUCCUCUUAUGUGAGAAAGAAGAAAAAAAGCCAGUCGGUUAUAUAUCGGAGAGAGGUCACAUCGCAACCAGCUUUCAUGUUUCAUGAAGACUGAGAGCUUGAGAAAAUGCGGGGUGAAGGGUUGAUCAGCCAAGAAGGAACUGAGAAAUUCUGUGUCCGCAAUAUUAUUAUUUUUGCGCUCUUGGAAAUACGACCAUCAUAUACUAGCCCAGAAAUACACACAUCUUCAGAAACAGUCUGAAAACUAGACUUCAUUUGUGAAGCAGUUGCCGAGAGAAAAUGGCAGAUAAUCUAAAACAGACUUUGUUUACAGAAGAACGGCAUCCGUGGGCCAGAGCUUGGACAUAAUGAAUUAUGAGUAAUGCAGUUCCUUUAAUAAAUUAUUUUUGGGGCAAAGUUAUAUUUCAAUAGUAAGGUUGAAAUAUGAUUAGGAACCAAAGUUACUCCUUAGAAAAAGAUGACUAGGAACCAAAGUUACUCUUUACAAAAAGGGUGUAAUAAACUUAUAUUUCUAAAGUAACAUAAAAAGUGCGGUUCAACUAACUUUUGGGGGCACAAGGUUAUUUUAAAAGCUACAUUUCAAAAGUAGGAUAACAAAUAGGAACUUAGUUAUUUUACUUGUGCAAUGAGUCAUAUUUCAAUAUUCUUAUUUGGGAUAUCAAAUGUCAAUAUUUGAGGUACUAAGUGGUUUUUAGAGACAGCCUGACAAGAACUUCUUUUAAGUUUCAUGUCAUUUACUUCUUAAACCUAGUGUUCCCCUAAAGAAUAAUAGAAAGGAAUGAAAGUGGAAUAAACAGCGUAACUAGUCAGGUAUUUAGUUACUUUUCAAAACUUCGGCAUGGACCAAUAAAGGGUUUCUUUGCAAACACUGUAACAAAUACUGAGAAAGAAUUACUUUUAAAUAAUACGUUUCCAAUCCCUACCCCCCCCCCGGCUGGUUACACUGCCACAGAUUAUCAUCUAAUUAAAAAUGGCUAUUUUUCCACAUUAUAAUUCCCACAUGGUCUUCUGCCAUGCAGCUGCUCUACAACUUUCCCAUUAAAAGCCAAGUGAUUGAUCAGAUGCCUAUGUGUCUGGAGCCCCUUUUCCCCUCUAAAAACCUCUGGCUUUGCAAAUUCUUAAGAGCUCCUAAGGUGCACGGAAGUAGGCAUAGCCUGUAAAUUAAAAGACAUUUUUAAAAACCCACACAGAACAGAUUGUGAUGAAUGAGUAAAUGUAGCAGACAGUGUUUAUCGCUCCAAAACACAGACUUCACAGCACAAAUCAACAGGUGCAGAGUUAUAUGCUCGGGGGGGGGGGAAAUCAAACGUAGGAGUCUUUUUUCGGCUUUUAGACUAGAGGUAGAAGAAUCACAUUUUAAAAAAGAAAAGAAAAAGAUUGCCCACAUAAAAGGUUCCAUUACAACAGAAAACUUACAGAGCCAGAUGGAUAGCUUACGUUAUUUCAUUCUCUUUCACUCUGAAUGUGCUUCCUAUAAAGACAGUACGUUUCUUUUCUAAAGUUGGAAUAUUCCACACAGUAACACAGUCCAGAUUUUGCUAGGCCUGUAGAUCUGCCUAACUUAGGAGCAGUUGAGUGUCUAUCUGUUAUCAUUUCAGUUCUGUGCCAAAUAUGUAUAUAAACUUAUUUAUAGGGUUGAAGCCGGUGUAAAAUAUGCAUUUAAAAAAAACAGCGUACGACCCGUGGGUGAAGCUGAACAAAAAUAAUGUAUAAAAAAAUGUACAAAAAUUUACAAAUAAUAAAAUAUUUUAAAACAAAAA
Molecule: messenger RNA, 2969 nt
Organism: Pogona vitticeps (central bearded dragon)
Lineage: Eukaryota; Metazoa; Chordata; Lepidosauria; Squamata; Agamidae
Gene: SLA
Product: Src like adaptor
Molecular function (GO): protein binding
Source: RefSeq, a predicted model, not a curated record